Messenger RNA from Nilaparvata lugens (brown planthopper), 774 nucleotides. Its product is annotated as alkaline phosphatase, tissue-nonspecific isozyme-like. NCBI's taxonomy places the organism in Eukaryota, Metazoa, Arthropoda, Insecta, Hemiptera, Delphacidae. Gene Ontology annotation, molecular function: alkaline phosphatase activity. The coding region runs from base 1 to 537 and encodes 178 amino acids. The record is from RefSeq and is a predicted model, not a curated record. Gene Ontology annotation, biological process: dephosphorylation. The transcript has 3 exons.
AUGACUGUUUUGAGGCUACAAAAUGAGAGAAAUCCAACAAUCGCCAAAGACACAGCAAUAACCGCUUAUCUUAUCGCUCCUGAAAACACAACCGGCCGUCACCACUGCUCGAACAAGAAAUGUUUGCAGACGUACAACCUAGACGCCCAGGUGGGAGAAAGCUCAGCUUGUGCGACGGCUUUACUCUGCGGCGUCAAAGCCAACUUCGAGACAGUGGGCCUAGAUGGCGGCGGGCGUUUCGAGGACUGCUUCUCCUCCUACAACUCACGCGUCGAGUCGCUUCUGUCCUGGGCCCAGCAGGAAGGCAAGUCGACAGGCAUUGUGACGAACACACGCGUGACGCAUGCGACUCCAGCAGCGUUGUUCGCGCACUCGCCGAGUCGCUACUGGGAGGACGACAGCAAGGUCCCCGCCAAUGCGCGCAAGUCCUGCAAGGACAUUGCCCGCCAGCUCAUUGAGGACGAGCCCGGAAAACACGUUAAUGUGCGUAGCUCAACUAAUGCUCAAUCUACCAAUAAACAUUCAAUAAUCCCAUAGAUCAUUUACUUCCACAGAAAUGAAAAUUCUCUACUAUUUUUGGCUUAGUUGGACAAAAUACUUUCAAUAGAAACACAAAGAUAUGGUAAAAUAUGAAUAAAUAAAAUGUUAUUGUCGGAAAGCAUUUACAGCAUAGACAACGUCAAUAUAUAGGAUAACAACAAUAAGUUCAAGUCAUACACUUCUACAAUAGUAUAUGUUCAUGUAAUAAUGGUAAAUAAUAACAGCAACAAUAAC